Molecule: messenger RNA, 5420 nt
Organism: Plectropomus leopardus (leopard coralgrouper)
Lineage: Eukaryota; Metazoa; Chordata; Actinopteri; Perciformes; Serranidae
Gene: tacc1
Product: transforming, acidic coiled-coil containing protein 1
Biological process (GO): mitotic spindle organization; cerebral cortex development; nuclear migration
Cellular component (GO): cytoplasm
Source: RefSeq, a predicted model, not a curated record
GCAGCAUUUUGAAACCCAGCUGAUCAGAGCUGUGGUAUUCUGCGACAGAGGCAGGGGGAGAGGGAGCGUGACUGGAAAAAAGAAAAGAGAAUAGAAAAGAAAGCAGCUGCAGUCUAUGAUUUUAAGACGGAGAAAAUUCGAACAGAAGAGUGGAAAAGAAAUGUGUCCUUCCUUUCAUGGGAACCUGGAAACUCAUGUGAAGAGAGAGGCUCUGUGGAAAGAUGUGAGAGCUGUUGGCAGGGUGGAAAUCUGAGAGAGAACCACACAGAGAGGGAUCAGAGAGGAUCUGGAAACCAGUCCAGAGUGUCCUUUGAGUCGAAAGAGGGUUGAAGAACCCCCGUGGAAACAGGAGUGAUGUCUUGGCUGUCACCCGUGUCAUGGGCCAAAUGGACGUGGACGGCGGUGCGAGGGGGAGAGGAGGAUGAAGAGGGGCAGGAGGCCAGCGAGGAGAGGGAGCAACGUGGAGAGAGUAGAGAGGAGGAGGAGGAGGAGGAGGAGGAGGAGAGAUCUCAAGGCUGCAGCUCUGACUCAGAGGGUCAUUUUGACACUCCUGAGGCAGCAACUCCUGUCCGCGCCCCUCCGACCUUCCCAGGAGAGCUGGAGAACAACAAUACUGAUGCAGACAAAACAGAUGUGGAUCAGGAGGAGCAGCUGAUAGUGACUGCGCCUGUUUGGGAUCAGGAUAUUUUGCUCGGCCACAACAUGGGACAGGAUGAGCCUGUGGCCCCCAUGGGUGGCCCACUGGAAGUAAACAUCAGGACCAUGGAAGAAGAACAAACAGAAACAGAGAAGCCUCCAGAAGCCCUGGGCUCUGUGCCUGUCCCCGCUGCUGUAAUGGAAGCGCCUGAAGUGACUAAAUGCACAGAACCAUCCCCUGAGCCACCUCAAGCCCCAGAUCUGGUUGCGGAUCCUGUCCCAAAUAUGGCUCCAGCUCCAGCUCCAGCUCCAGCUCCUGCUCCUGCUCCUGCUCCUGCUCCUGCUCCUGCUCCUGCUCCUGCUCCAACCCUAGAACCAGACUCAGUCUCCAUCAGCGAACCUACAGUCAGCCCAGCUCCAGAGCCCUCUGAGCAGAAACCAGAACCACAGUACAAUGGCCUCGACCAGGCAGAGCCUACUAAAAAGACUAAAACCAGCAAGUCUAAACCUCCCCCCUUGAAGGUAGAGGCCUCACUAAAUGAGCUCGCACAAACAAAUAAGGAAGAGGAACUUCCUGUUCCCAAGGCCACUUACAACUUUGACCCCAACAAGCUGGAUGACAGCUUUAACCCCUUCACCUGUGGCGGAUCCAAAAUCCAGAACUCUCCUCCACCAUUUGGUGCAAACUCUCUGCCCAGACUUGAGCCACUCGGUGGCUCCCUACCUGUGUGUGAGGCAAGCUUAGCAGCUCCAGCAGAGGCAGAUGUGAUGGAGCCAUCAUCAGAGGCUAAGCCUGUGAUGCUGGAGUUUGGUCUAGACGAGGGGACAGUCAGCAAGCCACCUCCAAGGAAAUUAGGUGGCAAAAAAACAAUCAGCAAACUCACAGCUAAGAAGCAGAAGGCUAAAGCAUCAGGGGCUUCCUGCAAACCAGAACCCACAGUGUCAGAAACAGAUUCCCAACCAGCCCCAGAACCAGUUUCAGAUCCUCUUCCAGAAACUGCUUUGCCAGUUUCAGACUCUACCGCUCCUCUGAACAUUGACGAUAUUCCUAUUCCUAAAACGGGAACAUAUAACUUUGAUCCCAGUCAGUGGGACGACCCAAACUUCAAUCCGUUUGGUAGCAAUAGCAAGAUGAGCGGCUCCCCGGUGCUCCCCAAGAAAUCCUACAGUUUUGACCCAGACAAUUUUGAUGACUCCAUGGACCCUUUCAAACCCUCUAAAACCUUAAGCACAGAGGACUCGUCCAGUAGCCCGCCUCAGCCAGAGAAAAAAGUGAAAGACGGAGGCAAACAGAAAGCAGCACAGCCAGCAGGGGAGAAGAAAGUGAGGCAGAUUCCCAAGAAAAGCAAAGAGAGAACAAUCACCUCCAGGACAUCUGAACAAGCCAAGUUUCUCUGUUUUCUGUUGAAUUCCUGUAAAGUUCAGAAAUAUGAUGAGAGCCAGUCCCUGGUGCUUGACGUGUGCAAUCAGGAGGAGGACGAGGUGGUGGCUCAGACCCCAGAGAUCUCUCAGCGAGUUCAUCACGCAACUGACGAGGAAAAGCUUGCCUCCACUGGCAUUAUGGGCCAGACAACAGAAAGCCAAGAGGAGAGGGAGGAGUCUGAAUGCAUCAAAGCACCUGUGAAGAGUCAGCCAGUCAGUGAUAUAUCUGUCAUGGAUGUUCCUGAGACGAAGAUUGCAGAUCACUUGGACGAGAAGGACACCUGCAGUCUGAAAGAUGAUAUCAGUGAGAUACCCAUGACAAACAACCAAACAACAAAGCUAACCAGCAUUGAGGUCCCAGACACAGCAGCGCUGUCCCAGGACAGCAUACCUCUGAGUGAGAUGGACAAGGCGGCAGUGCUCACUCUGAUCAGAGAGGAGAUCAUCACUAAAGAGAUCGAGGUCAAUGAGUGGAAGAGGAAGUAUGAGGAGAGCAGGACUGAGGUUAUGGAGAUGAGGAAAAUAGUUGCCGAGUAUGAGAAAACAGUUGCACAGAUGAUUGAGGAUGAGCAGCAGCAGAAGUCUCUGUCCUGCAGUAAGUCAGUCAGGCAGUUGACCCUAGAGAGGGAUCAGGCCAUUGCCGACCUCAACUCCGUGGAGCGCUCCUUCGCUGACCUCUUUAGGAGGUAUGAAAACAUGAAGGGAGUCCUGGAGGGCUUCAAGAAGAAUGAGGAGGUGCUGAAGAAGUGUGCGCAGGACUACCUGAUGAGGAUCAAGCAGGAGGAGCAGCGAUACCAAACCCUCAAGUUGCACGCUGAGGAGAAACUGGACAAGGCUAAUGAGGACAUAGCCCAGGUACGCGCCAAGGCAAAUGCGGAGAGUGUGGCACUGAGUGCCAGCCUGAGAAAGGAGCAGAUGAAGGUGGAGUCACUUGAAAGAGCUGUCCUUCAAAAGAAUCAAGAGAUCGAGGAGCUCACUAAGAUCUGUGACGAACUGAUCGCCAAACUGGGAACAGAAUAAGAGGCCUUUAAUCAAACUUCCACCACAAUAUUGAUGUAAAUACUGUACACGCUCACACUUCAGCACACAUCGACGGUUUCUUUCUCUCUGCUCGUACGUUUUUUGAGAAUUACAUUUGAAAUAUAGAACGUUUGCUCUUUUCAGACUGUAAUAUGAAACCAGAGCAAUAAUUAUUCAUAGUGUGAAUCAUGCUGUGGCAGUAGACAAAGCACAAUGUUAUCAUGUGGUGUGCGUACAUUAUUUUGAAGGCAAUUUAUUGAUCCUUGGUUAACCCUUAGUGACCCACCACAGACUAAUUUUUUGUCUCUUUUAUGCGGGGACUGGUAAUCUUAAGGGAAAAAUAACAUGUCGCCAGUAUGAUACAUAGAAGUGGUAUACAUCAUCUGAAACUGGGAACCUGAAGAUUAAAUUUGAGCUCUGUGAUUAUCCCUGAUGUCACAUUAGAUCAUUUUAAACACUGAGGCCAAGCUUUAGAAUAUUAUCUUAUUACAAUAAAACAGCUGCUAUGGGGGCUAACAUCACCAUACAUACCCAAUUUAUGCAAUUCCAAGACUGUUUAGGAACUAUGCACAAAUAUUUAAAUACACUUUUUUUUGUAAUGGGACAAAAUAAAAAUAUAUAUACUGCCUGCAAAAAAAUGCAUGGUUUAUGCCAAGAACUGCACGGGAUUUGCAUAAAGUGGGUGUGUCUAUAAAAGGGAGAUUUGUGGGUUUCCAUAGAACUUGUUUUCAUUCUGUUAUCUUGAAGUGAGGUCGUGUCAGUUUUUCCCUUGGCAAUCUUUUGCCAAUUUAACCCGUGUCCCAACAGGCCAUGGUUGGUUCGAAUGAAUGCGUUCUAAAUGAAGCGGUUCUCCAGUUUCACAUGAUACCACUUUCAUGCUGGCUUACAAAAUGAGCACGCUACGUCCUCUUACAGACAGUAAUGUUGGCUGAGAUUGCCGGCAUUCCUGCAGGUUUCUUAGAGUUAAAGGACUUACAGUAAAGGCUCAUUUUGUUUUUCAUAGCUGCAUCAGUUUUUAACUGUUGAUCACCUUCUUUGAAAUGUUUGUGUAAAAAUGCAUUCGUUCUAUUACAAAGAAUCUCUAUUACCAUCCUAAACAGCAUGUUUAACACAAAACUGUGGGAAUUACAGUGGGAACCAAGGGAACGACAACGUGGGCACACAGCAAAGAUCUUCUUUUAGCACAGUGCAUCUGCUCUGUAAUUAACUGUGUUGAUGAUACCGUGUUCAGAAAGGACAAAUCUCUCUAUUGAGUGCCUAAACUCAUCAUAGUGUAUGAGUUCCCCGGCUUAUAGAGUUUUCUUGCUGCCAUUUCUUUUGUUCUGUUUUCGAUCUCCUUUUAUCAGCAAAUGAACUGUAAGUAAUAUUACUUAAGUUGCCUUUGAGUUUGUCUGACAUGGUAACAUACAACAUACAAUGUGUAAUGGAAUCCUCAGUUAUGCAGUUUUAAGUUAAACCACAAAUUCAUUUACAUUUUGCCUACCAUCAAUCUCCUGGAUUGUUCAAUAUGAAGAGCACUUAAGAGAAUCUUAAAUUCUGUUCAGUAAUAUCUUAUUCAUUUGGUUUGACGGUGAUGGGUGGAAAUUAAAGUUUAGUUUAGUGAAACUUAAGUAGUAAAAACUUUGCUCUAAUUAUACUGUAAUACUAAACCACGUGCCAUGUUUAAUUUUCUCACUCUGCAUGUGAGUGCUGGGAAAAUGAGAAGCCCAUUCUAUCGUUACCAUGUAGGUAUUUUCAGACUGUAUUCAUAUUUUAUGUGUGAGCCCAAAUGCUGCUGGUGUGCCUUUAUUUUGUUUAGUUUGUAAAAAUCCUUCAUGCAGUUGUUUCCAAACUCUGUUGCCAAAGUGUACUGACUGUAUAUCUUUCCUGGACAGCAUUGAGCUUAAAAAAAAGGGUUUGCGGUUGCGGUGAAAGUCUGUGUUUUGGUGAGCACAAAGUUCAUCAUGUAAUAUGUCUUCAUCGCUAACAUCAGCAUUUUCUGUUCCGUUUGAACCUGAAGGAGCGCACAAGUGCAUUUGUGGUCAGAUGUGUUUCAGAUAUAUUAUAACGGACGGAUUCUUCUGUGAAAGCUUGGUUUCACAUCAGCACAAUCAAUUGCCAAAUGUCCUUGUAUGUAAAAUGACGUGAGUUUCAGUGACUCUGUGUCCUGCUGUUGUGGUGUUAUGUGAGUCUGAAGGUGCUUUUCGAUGCAAAUCCAUUGUUACAGUACAACAUGUGUAAAUUUUAUACUUUAUGAAAAGAAUAUUGUUGCUAAUGUUUGUAAAACUGAAGAAUUAAGUAUACACAGAUUGUAUGUUAACUGCUAUAUUUUGUGCAUUCCUGAAUAAAUGGUUAAGAUUUAA